Molecule: messenger RNA, 966 nt
Organism: Solanum dulcamara
Lineage: Eukaryota; Viridiplantae; Streptophyta; Magnoliopsida; Solanales; Solanaceae
Product: F-box/FBD/LRR-repeat protein At1g13570-like
Exons: 4
Coding region: 1-966 (321 amino acids)
Molecular function (GO): protein binding
Source: RefSeq, a predicted model, not a curated record
AUGGAGAUGACAGAUAACAGUAACAUACUUGGAAAUGGAGGGGACAAACUCGACAGACUUACGGAUCUUCCUUUUAAUAUCAUACACAAGAUUCAGGAUCACGUAUCUAUUGAGGAUGCUGCAAGAACGAGUGUUUUGUCCGGUACGUGCAGAUAUAUUUGGGCUUCAAACCAGAAGCUCGUGUUUGAUAGGAUGUUUUGCACAAAGAGACUGCCAUCAAGCACAAUAGACAUCAUUAGUACAAUUCUGUUUCAGCAUUAUGGAUCCAUUAAGACAUUCCUUGUGGAUAUUUCACCAAUACAUUCUUCUCAGCAUCCAGUUAUUGAUCAAUGGAUGCUAUUUUUGUCAAGAAACAGUCUCAUGGAUCUCACUUUUCAGAAUGAUAACAGUGGCAAUGGUCUGUAUAAAUUGCCUUCCUAUGUGUAUGACAUGGGACUAGAACAUCUGGCCCUGUCGAACUGUAUUUUCAGGCCUCCAUGCAGUUUUAGGGGUUUCCAUAAGCUCAAUCAGCUUCAAUUUACGCGAGUUUCCUUUGAAUUAGACAUUGCAACUUCUUCCCUCUGGAUGCCAAACCUUGAGAGACUGGUUUUCAAACAGUGCAAUGGUCUUUGUUUCUUGAAUAUACAUGCCCCAAAAGUUGCUGAAGAAGUUUCACUAAACAGACAAGAUAAAGCAAUGAAAUUGACAGAUCUUCUCAGCAGCUGGCCUAAACUUAGUCAUCUUGUUUUAAGCAGAAGCGUCCUCAAGUUUUUUGCUUCUGGUACCGCAGUAGAGAGUCCUCCAAUGCGCCUCACCAGAUUGAGAGGUCUCUAUCUUAGUGAAUAUGAUUUUGACAGUGAAGAUCAACGAUUUGCUCUUUUAAGCAUUCUUAGAAGUUCUCUUUAUUUAAUGUUGCUUCAAUUUCAAAUGAUGUCCCAGAAGAAGAAAGAUUCCAUGGAAGUGGAUGUAAAGUACUUUGUUUUUUAA